Messenger RNA from Cephus cinctus (wheat stem sawfly), 1705 nucleotides. It is a transcript of the gene rasp, whose product is annotated as protein-cysteine N-palmitoyltransferase HHAT. Bases 26 to 1552 code for a protein of 508 amino acids. Lineage: Eukaryota; Metazoa; Arthropoda; Insecta; Hymenoptera; Cephidae. Gene Ontology annotation, cellular component: endoplasmic reticulum. The transcript is spliced from 7 exons. Gene Ontology annotation, biological process: protein palmitoylation. The record is from RefSeq and is a predicted model, not a curated record. Gene Ontology annotation, molecular function: palmitoyltransferase activity.
CUAAUAAGAGCGCGGGAAAUUCGAAAUGGAAAUUAAAGAGGUGAUAAGACUCAACAAAUAUGAGUCAACUUUUUAUUUAAUUGGUUGGAGUGGUGCUGUUUUUUACUCCAUUUAUCAUGUACACCUCAUGCACACGUAUUUCAUCGAUUAUCAUGAUUCGUAUCAUGACUUUAGUCCAGGUUGGUCCUGGAUUGGAGGCAAACGAGAUACAUCAGAUGAAGAAUGGACUACCUGGAUUCCAUUCAUGUUCAAACUCAUACCCUGGAUUAUAAUACAUCUUUUUGUUGGACAAAUCAUUAAAUAUUUGUUCAACAAUAUGGUAUUAUGCUGCUGGUAUAUUGCCGUCUCUCUUAUUUUCCUCUGGCAAUAUGUUGGAAUCCUUGGCACUCUCUGUAUACUUAUAUUACCAUGUAUAUCCUGUUUACUUACUGCACUGCGAAGUAAAGUUGUAUCUUGGAUAGUGCAUUUAUCCUGCUUGGCAGUAAUAUACUUAACCAAAACUUCAGAAUCUAUUGGGCAGGCAUGGUUGAGCCUCGACGAGGAAAAGUAUUACAUGCUCAUAAUUGCCAUUUGCUGGAUACAGUUACGUAGUAUCAGCUACAGUAUUGACAGCAUCGUAGAAUAUAAACACAAAAAUAUUCUCAGUUUCCUCAAGGAACUCGUACAAAAUGCGGCUUAUUGCUUAUACUUGCCUACACUGUUUUUAGGACCAUUAAUCCUUUACGGAGAAUUCAUGCAAGGAGUAAAAGUACCCUACAGACAGUGGAGCGUUGGAAGACUCUGCACAAUAAUAUUUAAUUUAACUCGUUAUAUAUUCUGGCUUUUCUUUACUGAAUUCACCAUGCAUUUCAUGUACUUCAAUGCAUUGCAAUUCCAUCCCGAGAUUGUAGAACAAAUGAAUCCUUGGGCUUUUUAUGGUCUUGGUUACUGUAUGGGACAAUAUUUUCACUUAAAAUAUGUUGUAAUUUAUGGAUUUUGGGGUGAAAUUGCAAGAAUUGAAGACGUAGCAGCACCACCACCUCCAAAAUGUAUUGGUAGAAUUCAUCUCUACUCGGAUAUGUGGAAACACUUUGAUAGAGGAUUAUAUAAAUUCCUUGUCAGAUACAUUUAUAUACCAGUUUCUGGAAUGAAAUCUCCAAUGAGAAAAUUACUGGCAUCAUUUUUAUGCUUUGGCUUUGUGUUUCUAUGGCAUGGUAUGCAGACUUUUAUAUUUAUUUGGUCCUUCUUAAAUUUCUUGGGAUUGACUGUGGAGGGAAUCGCAAAGACAAUUGGCAAAUACAAACGUUACAUCAGGAUCGAAAGAAAAUAUUUAAGCGAACGUAACAUUAGAAGAUUUCAUUGCGCCUUGGCAAGUCCAUUACUUGCUAUGUCAGCCAUAUCAAAUUUUUAUUUCUUUGCCGGUCAAGAUAUAGGCAAUGCUUUUAUAUACAGAAUAUUUCAUGAUUCUUGGAAUAUUACUUUACUUGUACUCUUUAUCCUCUAUUGUUGCUGUCAAGUUUCUACCGAUAGAAAAAAUACGGAGAUCCUAAAGUCUCAGUAUAAAGAGAACUGAUUGUUUUAUCAUUUAUAUUUCUAAUUUUCUGUACAAUUAUACAACAAGCCUAGUGAAAAUAAUGUAUCAUUACUUUUAAUGACUAAUAGCCAUAUUGCAGUGUCUCUGAAGCAAGAAUUUUUUUACUGAACAAUUUGAACUCAAUAAAAUGAU